This is a messenger RNA of Perkinsus marinus ATCC 50983, 708 nucleotides long. RefSeq lists its product as hypothetical. The record is from RefSeq and is a predicted model, not a curated record. The coding region runs from base 1 to 708 and encodes 235 amino acids. The transcript has a single exon. Lineage: Eukaryota; Perkinsozoa; Perkinsida; Perkinsidae.
AUGGAGCUGCCGUCCUCUACACCACAGUCAAGUGGUCAUAUAUUACAUCUUCAUCGUCGUCUUCAUCAUCAUCAUGAUACUGAGGAUGGUCAUCCUCGAAUUUUUAAGGAUAUUUUCCGUACCGGUGUCUGGGCUCCCCAGUUCAGAGCAAUGUGGAUCGCCUGGCUCGUUAUGUAUAUCAGCCUGGGAGUGUUUAUUGGUCUGUCUGGUGAGAAAUGGCCGAUACUGGUAGCCUAUCUCUUCUUCUUCGGAGUGUUCCCUCCUCUUGCUAUAAUCAAGCGUAUCUUCACUAUAAAGAAAAGAGAGGCUGUUGAGAGGGAGAGGGAGAGUCGUGAUCGAGCGUUACAGUUGGCUAAUGAUAAGCUUGCUACUGAGAAAUGGUUGAAGAACAAUUGUGAAAGGAUGAUGGGAGAUGAUCCAAGAUGUAUAUGUUACUGUAAAGAUGAGUGCGCUAUCUGCUUAUCGGAUUAUCAUCCUAGCGACGUCCUCAUCCUAUUACCAUGUCAUCAUGUAUAUCAUUUACAAUGCAUUAAGAUGCUAUUGGAUUCUCCCAUGUCCUAUGAUGGCAAUGCUCCUAGAUGUCCCCUCUGUCGUGCACGCCUUGGUGAUGAAGUCCUCAUGCCUGAGCGAGGCAAGACUAUGGAAAGUGUUGGAAACGAUGCUAGCCCCCCGCCUACUACUACCACCACUACUGUUACCUCUUUAUAA